Messenger RNA from Linderina pennispora, 917 nucleotides. RefSeq lists its product as uncharacterized. NCBI's taxonomy places the organism in Eukaryota, Fungi, Kickxellomycota, Kickxellomycetes, Kickxellales, Kickxellaceae. Bases 143 to 625 code for a protein of 160 amino acids. The record is from RefSeq and is a predicted model, not a curated record. The transcript has a single exon.
GCGGCCUGGCUCGGUGCUUGCAUUCGUCUGCACAACACACAGCACGCUGCGCUGCAUCAGUGCACUGCCGGCUUUGCCGCCGCUCAGCAGAGCCAGCAGCUGCCCCAGUGCUUUGUUCUUCUCCUGCUCGGUGCCUGUACCCAUGGCAGUGCCAAGCAGAGCCACCCAUUUGCGCGUGUCAAUGCGAUGGACGCCCUGUGCAUGCAUGGCAAACAGCGAGCAAGGGCACAGGGGAUCUGGCAAUAAGCGACACGGCUCCAACGGGGCGCAGCUCCUCCUCGGCACUGUCGCUGUCGCUCAGCUCGCCCCCCCGCGCAAGCGGUGCAACUGCCAGGUCUACGCUGGCAAGGGUCGCCAGUACAGGCAGCGUGAACUCGGUCCCCUGCAUCGGCUGCCGCCACCGCGCCAUCACCGGCUCCAGGUCGGCAAACAGCUCCACAUGCGAGUCGCAGUAGCUGAUCGCCACCACACCCACGUCUCCGGUAUCCAGAUACACGACGUCGCUGGCAUCCUCGGCCUCGGUAUCCAGGAUGCUCGAGCUUGCGUCAGAGUCAUACGCCUAGCUCCGCCACCGGCGAUGGCUCCGGCUGGUAUAGAUACGGGCCCUGCCCAACAGCCGGUCUGAGCCAUGCGUCAGGCAAGCGCCACAUUCAUCAGCGCCUUGCCGGGCUCCAAUUCCAGGACGUUCACCAGCCACUCCUUCGCAUCCCGCGCUGCUACAAGCUCGACUGGCGAGCACACCUUGCCGCGCGACUCAUACUCCUCCGCCUGCCACUCGCGGAUAUCCAUCUCGGCGAUAUCCAGCAGCUGCUCCAGCCACGGCCGCUCCAGCAUGCACGCGCGCGGCAGGACCGGACACAGGCUGAACAGCUGGCCCGUAUUCAUCAGGACAUACAGCGUCGCCCGCGCCCACCCGC